CUAAUAGGUUUCUCUUUAUUUAUUUAUUUAUUUUGCUCAGGUGUUUGAUUCCCGAGAAAAUUAAAAAAUAUAGUGGGAAAAAUAAAAUAUGAAAGAGAAACAAAGGGAAAAAAAGGAGUAGGAAUGGGAUCUCAUUAACUGUCAGUCUAACCUCAAAACCUGUUGUUUUCCUGUUUCCUUUCUUCUUUCGAUUCUCCGGGAAUCUGAGUGACAAUUUCUUUUCUUUUGAACGGGGGAGCGUAAUUUGUUUUUUGUUCUAAGCGUUUCCUUAUUAUGGUGUAGUGGUAAGUAUAAUAGGCGAAUAUAAGUUGAAAUAAUACAGGAGAUGAGCAAAGAACAGCUGCCUGAGCCACUCGAUUUCUUCAUUUGGACCGUUGAGGAUGUUGGUAUGUGGUUGGAAGAUAUAAAUCUUGGCAGCUACCGCCAGAUUUUCAAAGAACAUGGUGUAAAUGGGGAAUACCUAGAAGGCAUGUCUAUGUUCACAACUGAACAGAUUCUUAGAUUUAUAAGGCAAUGCCAUAUGAAGUGGGGAGACUUCAUCACUCUAUGCAAGGAACUCAGGCGAAUAAAGGUGGCCUGCCUUAAAGGAGAGCAAAAAGUUCACAGGCCAUGGUGGGCUCCUCCUUGCCUUUCAGUAGUAUUUGUCAAGGUAGCGAAGCGCAACAGACAGUCGCGUAUUGUCUCCUUGAAGCUCGAACAAUAAUGUGAAAUACGCUUAUCAUGUACGUGUGUCUGUGUUUUUCUUUUAAAUUUUAUUUUAGGGAGCAAAAAUUAGGGAAAUCCUAAUCUGUCUAGGUUUUGCUGAUGGUUGUUCUUUCAAGAACUUGUUUACGUAUACAAGCUUGUAUAUGUAUAUGUUAUCAGUUGAUUUUAUACGCCAAGGAAUUUGUAAUA
This is a messenger RNA of Gossypium raimondii (Peruvian cotton), 894 nucleotides long. RefSeq lists its product as uncharacterized. Lineage: Eukaryota; Viridiplantae; Streptophyta; Magnoliopsida; Malvales; Malvaceae. Gene Ontology annotation, molecular function: protein binding. The coding region runs from base 326 to 703 and encodes 125 amino acids. The record is from RefSeq and is a predicted model, not a curated record. The transcript is spliced from 3 exons.